AUGAAUAUGCCUGAGGAUGAAUAUGUGGACAAAACAUUUAUAUAUAAAUUUCCAACAUGUACCACAAAUCAAGAAUACGUAUUAGAAGUACCAUUAAAAAUACCAUAUCAUGGUUCUGUCAAAGAACUCAUGCAUCGUAUAAUGACAUCUUUUAAAUUACCAUCUUAUGUGGAAUCAGAUUUAUUAAAAUGUCUAAAACAUAAUAUUAAAGCUCUAACAUUGGAGUUUUAUGAUGAGAAAGCAGAGAAAGCUAUUGAAAAUACAAAAUCAGGAACAUUAGAUAUUGAAGAUAUUAUAAAAAAUUGGGAAAAGAUCUAUAAACAAAAGACAGUAGACUAUGCUGAUCCCAUUGGAACAACGGACGAAGAACUGUUUGCUGCUGCAUAUCAUAGAUUGGUACAUUCUCCUUCGUUAGAACCUAUUCUUCAAGCAGAACAUAAAUUUGGAAGAGAUGUAACUGAAGUUGUUCAAAUGAGAGAUACACACUAUGAACAACUCACACAAAAACAAACGGAAGAAAUGCGGGUCGCUGUCGAAGCUUUGGAGGCCGGUUCCACCGAAAAAUCUAUAAAUGAGAUGGCUGGACGACAUUUUGAAGAACAAAGUUUAUUGCAAGGUCAUUGGGGAUCAAGAGUCGAUGCAUUGAAAUUAGAACAAAGGCGGCAAUAUCGCAACUGGAUCAUGCGAUUAUUGGAAGAACAGCAAACUAACAUGCUACCAACUCCAGUAGGUUCUCCAAUGCUAUCGAUGCCACCAAUACGACCGGCUUUGGACAACUUUGUUCAUAGUGAGGAAAAAAAUACGACGGAAUAUCCUAUUUUGGAGGAAAGUUUCACUAUACAUUUAGGAUCCCAGAUGAAACAAAUGCAUAAUAUACGCAUACUAACUGGAGAUGUUUUAGAUUUUUGUAGAACAAAAAAGAGCGAGUCUGGUAUGGAUCCGACGCCUCAAAGACUUCAGACUGCUUUAGGAUUAUAUUCUAAUGAUUUAUGUGGAUUAGUACUAUUGAGCGACAAUCAUUUAGGAAGUUAUUCGGGAAUAACAAAAGAAUUAUGUUCGAUAUGUCAAUUAACGACAGAGUUUCAUUUCCCACCAAUCGAUGAACAAUUAGAGAAAAUUCGGGAAGACGUGAAAGAUGCUGUUGCUUGGAGACAAGCGCAUCAGAGAGAAGGAAACGAGUCACAAACAAAAAGAUCAACUGGUAGCAAAAGUCUACAAACAGGCGAUGUUUAUAUUACAAGACAUUCAAAUUUAGCACAAGUUCAUGUAAUUUUCCAUAUGGUAGUAAACGAUUCGUUACGAUCUGGCGAUAUCAAUUCGAGGCAUCCGGUUAUUUUAGGAUUACGAAACAUUUUGAAAACAGCCUGUUGCAAUGAUGUGACCACGCUAACUAUUCCUAUACUGCUUGUACAUGAAAUGUCGGAGGAUAUGACUGUAGCAUGGUGUACAAAGAGGGCAGAACUCGUUUUUAAAUGCGUAAAAGGAUUCAUGAUAGAAAUGGCAUCUUGGGGUGGCGCCGAAUUAAAAAAUCUACAAUUCUUAGUACCUAAGGGAAUGUCAGAGGAAGUAUUUGGAACUCUAGCUACAAUGUUACCGAGCAUAUUUCGAGUAUCAAAUCCAUUGGUAUUCAAAGCGACGAGUACACCGCAAACUCCGAAAAAGUGAACGACCCUCUUGCCACAUUGUACGUUAUCGUACAAACGUUAAAAAUAUGAAAUAUUUGUUAUUAUGUAUCAUACAUCUUGGCGGAAAUAAUCCGUCAUGGGUGUGAAUACGAUAUGAUUCUGUGAAUAAAUGCAUGACUCUUAAUAAACAGAAUCGUUUAUAUUACAUUUGUAAGAUGGAUUUUCCGUUGAUCAAUAUUAAGUGCAGAACGUUUAUCAUAUGCUAUA
This is a messenger RNA of Eufriesea mexicana, 1892 nucleotides long. RefSeq names its product protein C12orf4 homolog. Bases 1 to 1665 code for a protein of 554 amino acids. The transcript has 9 exons. Gene Ontology annotation, cellular component: cytoplasm. The record is from RefSeq and is a predicted model, not a curated record. NCBI's taxonomy places the organism in Eukaryota, Metazoa, Arthropoda, Insecta, Hymenoptera, Apidae.